CUCCAAUGCUCUAUCGUGCGAAAGCCCAUUUGUGGCGCGCAUACAGUGAUUACAACAAAAACGCGUUCCCACAUGACAGAAAUCCUUGGAUAAGUGAAUUUUCAACAUGGCUUUCCUAGCCAUCGCGUUCACGAUUCUCGCCCUUCCAAUUGGAUUCUUCCUCUGGUCGGCACAAUGUCUCGCAAGGAACUGUGCAAUCGCGAAGGCGUCAGGUAUUCCGUACAUAACACGAUGGGUAGCACCGAUCAAUCCCUUUUGGCUGCUGUACGGAACAUCGAUCGUGAAGUUCUUGCAGCGGUUCGGCUUAGCUACAGAUCGUCUGAGGCGCAUCUACCCGUUCGGAUGGGAGGCAAAUGAGCGUGCGACUAUACACGAAGAGCAUGGGGAAAUGUUUCUCGUGGCGCAUCCUGGGGGUCUGCAGCUCUGCGUGGCUAAUGCGGAGACGAUAUAUGACAUUUUACAGCGGAGGACGGAUUUCCGACGGAACAUGGAGGAGUUCGCUGUUAUCAAUGUGUAUGGGAAGAAUUUGGCGACGACGGACGAUCAGGAGUGGCAGCGUCAUCGAAAGAUGACGGCGGUUACCUUCACGGAGAAGAAUAACGAACUGGUCUGGGUUCAGUCGCUGGCGCAAGCGAAGGGAAUGUUGGAUUAUUGGUUGGUUGAGCAGAAAGGCGGGAAGGCUAUUAGGACUGUGCAUGACGAUACAAAGAUCUUCACGCUCAACGUCCUGGCGGCGGCUCUGUUUGAUCAGCCCUACCCUUUCGAAGGGUACGGCAAAGUGGAUGCUAACAAGCGUUCCGAUGAUCAAUCAUACCAGUAUCGUGAUUCCCUGGGAGUUAUCCUGAUAUCUGUUAUCCAAAUUCUAGUCUUUGGCGAGGAGGGCCUGAAAGCAUGGUGGACCCCGAAAUCAUUCAAACGAGCUUCUGCCGCAGUGGCUACAUUCCGGUCUUACAUUUUGACCUUGAUGAACGAGGAAAGAGCCCACAUCGCCGAAAAGAAGCCUGACCGAGACAAUCUCGUGGCCCGAUUAGUUCGAGCGUGCAACGAGGUCCAGGUCGAUGGGCCUGACAAGAACGUAAGGAAUAUGACAUUGACCGAGACGGAAAUCAUAAGUAACCUUUUCGUGUACGCAUUCGCCGGAAAUGACACCACGGCCGUUGGCCUCACCAACAUUCUGAUCCACAUGGCCGCGAACCCAGAGACGCAAGACUGGAUCUCGGAGGAACUUAAUCAUUACCUCUCCGGAAGCGAUCCCCACGCAUGGACAUACGAUUCUUUCUUCAAGUUGAAACGAUGCCAAGCUGUCAUUAUGGAAUCACUACGGAUAUGCCACCCGCUAUCCCAGCUCGUCAAAACCGUGAACAACACCCCACAGCCCAUCAAAGUCAACGACAAAUCGUACACGAUUCCGGCAGGAACAUCAGUCCACUGCUCUCUCCCCGCCCUCCACACUCUCCCCCGAUACUGGGGCUCAUCCGCCAUGACUUGGAACCCCUCGCGCUUCAUCAGCACACCAGGGCUUGAAGGUAAGACGGCGACUUUCGAACACGAAGUCCUCGCGCCCGAUACGUCGGAGCAUUUCUUGCCAUGGGCGUGGGGCCAGCGUGUCUGUCCCGGGAAGAGGUUCUCGCAGGCAGAAAUCGCGGCGGUGUUGGCAGUGAUGUUUCGGGAUUGGAAGCUCGAUGUUGUGUGUGAGGGUGGGGAGAGUCCGAGGCAGGCGACGGAGAGGGCUUGGAGGGAGAGUCUGGUGAUUGAUCAUGAGGGACAUAUGUUGCAUGAGAUGGAGGCACCUGAGAGUAUUGGGUUGAGGUGGGCGAGGAGGUAGCGAGCGGUUUUACAGAGGAUAUAUGUGGAC
Messenger RNA from Aaosphaeria arxii CBS 175.79, 1855 nucleotides. Its product is annotated as cytochrome P450 monooxygenase-like protein. The coding region runs from base 107 to 1825 and encodes 572 amino acids. Gene Ontology annotation, molecular function: oxidoreductase activity, acting on paired donors, with incorporation or reduction of molecular oxygen; heme binding; monooxygenase activity. NCBI's taxonomy places the organism in Eukaryota, Fungi, Ascomycota, Dothideomycetes, Pleosporales. The record is from RefSeq and is a predicted model, not a curated record. The transcript has 2 exons.